This is a messenger RNA of Eucalyptus grandis, 4317 nucleotides long. Its product is annotated as pentatricopeptide repeat-containing protein At4g20090. The record is from RefSeq and is a predicted model, not a curated record. NCBI's taxonomy places the organism in Eukaryota, Viridiplantae, Streptophyta, Magnoliopsida, Myrtales, Myrtaceae. Gene Ontology annotation, molecular function: protein binding. The transcript has 4 exons. The coding region runs from base 375 to 2351 and encodes 658 amino acids.
CGAUCGAAAUAAUUAAUAUGUUCAAUAAAUUUUCUAAUGUCAUCUGCAAUGUUUUAGCAUGAUGUGGUUUUUCCCUCUCACAACCAAACAAUUUCAUUUGUGCCUUUUGUUUUUAAAUCUCCGCUAAGAAAUUACAUCUGGGGAAAGAAUUCACAGCAAUUUUGCAAAGUGAAGUAUAAAUAGCCGAGGGGAGGAGCAGGAUCACCGGCCGACGACCCAACAAAGGCAAAGGCGUAUCAAGCAGGAGCAGCAGCGAGCGCGUCGUCGUCUCCUUCCGCUCGCUCGCUCGCUCGCUCCAAAGCUUGCAGCUUGCACAGCUUCGAUGGAACGACGACAUCGCCACGCGAAGCGAGCUCGUUGAGCUGAACCCCGGCAUGCCCAUCAUCCAUACCGCCGCACACGCGCUCAAGUCGAAGAAGCCCACCAACCUCCCUCCCCUGCUGCGUCGAUGUAACCCCUCCUCCUGUCCCCUCCGCCGCCGCCGCUGCUCCUCCUCCUCAGCCCUCGCCGUCCCGACCCACGAACCCGUUUCGCCUCCCGAGCCCCCCGUUCCCGACCACAUCUUCAGUUCCGGCGCCAAGUCGGGAACUUACACGCCGGGCGACUCCACAUUCUAUUCUCUCAUCGACAACUACGCCCGGUUGGGCGACUUCGGCUCCUUGGAGGAGGUCCUGCGUCGAAUGAAGCGCGAAAGGCGCGUGCUUGUCGAGAGGAGCUUCGUCAGCAUCUUCAAGGCUUACGGCAGGGCGCGGUUGCCCGAGCUGGCCGUCGAUUUGUUCCACAGGAUGGUCGACGAGUUCCAGUGUAAGCGGACCGUCCGGUCCUUCAAUUCGGUCCUCAACGUUAUUAUCCAAAAUGGGCUUUAUCAUCGCGGGUUGGAGUUCUAUUCUUAUGUCAUUAGUUCUAGCCAGAUGAAUAUCUCGCCGAAUGUGCUUAGUUAUAAUCUGGUCGUGAAAGCCGCGUGUAAGAUGGGAACAGUUGAUAGAGCAGUCGAGCUGUUUAGGGAAAUGCCUCUGAGAAGCUGUGUGCCCGAUGUGUUCACGUAUUGCACCUUGAUGGAUGGGUUGUGCAAGGAGGGUAGGAUCGAGGAGGCGGUUUCCUUGCUGGAUGAGAUGCAAAUGGAGGGUUGCUUUCCAACUGCCGUGACUUACAACGUUUUGAUCAAUGGGUUGUGCAAGAAAGGUGACUUGAAACGUGCAGCCAAGCUGGUCGACAAUAUGCUUCUUAAAGGAUGUGCUCCAAAUGAGGUGACUUACAACACGCUCAUUCACGGUUUGUGUCUCAGGGGGAAGUUGGAGAAGGCUGUAGACCUUUUGAAUCGGAUGGUUGCUAGUAAGUUUGUGCCCAAUGAUGUCACUUACGGAAUAAUUAUCAAUGGACUUGUUAGACUGGGACGAGCCAUUGAUGGACUUCAGGUAUUGAAAUUCAUGGUGGAAAGAGGAUCCCGUGCAAAUCAGUAUGUGUACUCCACCCUCCUUAGCGGGUUAUUCAAGGAGGGAAAGUUUCAGGAGGCAAGGAGAUUGUGGCAGGACAUAAUUGAAGAGAGAUGUGAACCCAAUACUGUUAUGUAUAGUACUUUUAUUGAUGGUUUAUGUCAAGAAGGGAAGCCGGAAGAAGCCAAGGAAAUUCUGUUGGAAAUGAUGAAUAAGGGGAUUGCCCCCAAUGCUUUCACUUAUAGCUCAUUGCUGAGGGGUUUUCUCAGGACAGACAAAUCAGAGAAAGCUAUUCUUAUGUGGGAAGAGAUGGAAAAUAACAAUGACUUUACCAAUGCUGUCUGUUAUAGCGUUUUUAUCCAUGGAUUGUGUGAGAAUGGAAAGCUGGAGAAGGCUAUGAUGGUAUGGAAGAACAUGCUUGCUAGAGGAUUCCAACCUGAUGUUGUGUCUUACACUUCAUUUAUUAAAGGCUUUUGUGAUAAUGGAGAGCUCAAAGAAGGUCUGAAGCUAUUUAAUGAGAUGCUCUGUCAGGGGCCCAGUUGUCAACCUGAUGUCAUCACUUAUAACAUACUUUUCAAUGCUUUAUGCAAGCAGGGUGACAUCUCCCAUGCCCUAAAUCUUCUGAACAGUAUGCUGCAUCAGGGAUGUGAUCCUGACUUGUGCACAUGUAACAUAUUCCUAAAAGCUUUAAGCGAAAAGUUAAAUCCACCUCAAGAUGGAAGGGAAUUUCUAGACGAGCUAGUGCUACGUCUAUUCAAACGCCAGAGAGUUGUGGGAGCAUCCAGAAUUUUAGAAGUGAUGCUGCAAAAGUAUUUGCCUCCAAAAGCAUUUACUUGGGAAAAGGCUGUUCAGCAGCUUUGCAAACCUAAAAAGGUUCAAGCUGCAAUUGACAGUUGCUGGAAUGACCUAGUUUGCUGACAUUUUCCUGUAUAUGCUUUCUAUGUUUGGUGGAUGGGAACUAUAGUUGGAGUUUCAGCUUCGAUCUGCUUAUUUCAAGUAUUUUACAGCAGAACUGGAGGGGAAUAUGUCAACAAUCUCAAGAUCUUGGUGCCUAAAGUUGGAAGAUGCAUGGAUGCAUCGGGAAAGUUUAAAGACCUUGGCACAAAAGCCAAUGGAGAUGACACGAGAAGUCGGGGGAAACAUAUAGUCAGAAAUUGUGAGAGGGAAGUUGUUCAGCAAGUUUUGUCUGAAAAUUCGAUGUGCUGUUGAGCAUUGAUUGGUGGGCUGGAAAGAGUUAGGAGAUGGUUCUUUUAGGAUUGAGUAGCUAGUCAAUUCCCACUAACAUCACGCAAGAUUGUGGUUCAGAAGAAAGGCUCUAAGGCCAGGUACUAUGUUCUAACCCGGUUUCUUGGUUGUUAUAUAAACCUCUGUAUCGGUUUGUUCUGGUAGGUGAUCCUGAUUUUAUGUCUUGUCACUGCUCUAUCCAUGCAAAGAGCAUCCUUAAUCUCACGGCAUGCAAACUAAAAGAGGAGUUAACAGUUGAGAUCUGCCUUUGUCUGGGAUUUACUUCUUGUCCUCCAGGUUAGAUUAUGGUAGAAAAGAAUUCAACAUCAGGAACUUGUUACUCUUCUCCUCUAGGCCACUGUUCCAGUCUUUUAUGAGGCAUGUUGUUUGUAGCGCAGUCGCCCUACUUGCUAAUGUUGUGAUGACAGAGCAUCAACAUAUCCAGGAAGAUGAUGAACAAGGUUGGAUGCAAUGCAAGAAGGAGCUAUAAGAUGCACAGAAAAUAUUGUUGUUUUUGGGUUGCAUGAGGGGUGAGAAGUAUCGAGAUAGAGAUCCUGUUCUCCCAGCCAAAAUAGAGACUUCCUGCUCUGACUUGAUGUUGUAUUGUUGGGACCGGUCCAAUUGUCAUUUUAUUCUUUGCCAAAAUGUCCAUCAUCUGUUUGAAGGCAUUUCCUUCUUAUUUCUUACAGCAAUUGAUUGUACCUCAUCGAUCACUACUGCAUAGGAAAGCUUUCUCAGUUAGUUCUGUCUUUCACAAUCACGUUCAUAGGACAGUUCUCUUUUGCACUGAUUUGGGUAAUGUUACAUUCAGGCAGUGUAAGAUCUAGAGUUGCCGAAAGAAAACUACUAUGUAAAUCUUUGUGGAUGGAAUAGAGGAAAGACCUUGAAAAAUUGUACAAAAAGAUUGCAGGGUCUUAUUUGGACAAACAAAGACAGAUGCAUUUGCCAUGUUCUAUGCCCAGGUGGCCAAGAGAGACAUGGAGGCAGAGCCCAAGAGGAGGGAGAGAUUUGCACCCAUCUGGAGCUUGAGAUUCUGGAGCAUGAUGGGGUUCAUGUAAUCGGCUGCAAUCAGAUCCACGAGUGCCAUGUAAGUCAGUAUCCCAGCCGAUGCAGAGUUGAGCGACCCUUCCACGAUGAGGGCGCUCGGCUUGCCCUCCCCAUAUAUGCUUGACAUACCCAUUCCCACUCCAAUUCCUACUGGCGUCGUGAGACAGAAGAACGCCAUCAUCGCCACUAUUUUCCGGGACUUGAACUUCGCCUGAGAAAUGCACCCUCCAAGUCCGAUGCCUUCAAAUAACUGGUGAAAGGUUAAUGCUGCAACGAGAGGCUUGAUGGUUCUAGGACUCUCAGAUGCUCCUAGUGAUACUCCUAUUAUCACUGAAUGGACCACCACCCCCAAUUCCAGUACCUGCAGUACAAUUCCAUUCCAAGGUGCCAAAGCACGAUUCAGACUCUUUGAUUUAAUCACCCAAGUGACAACACUUGUUUUGUCAAAAGGCUAGAAUAUAUUCUCAGCACCAGCUGCGGUGGAGCUUUCAAGUCAAUGAAAUGCUCAUAAGCCCCACCACCAGCCUGCACGCAACAUUAUAUAUAUGUCUAUCUGACCUUGUAUCAUUUAUGUAUAUUGGAUUAUUCUUAGUCACAAUUGCCUUUUAAUUAA